Messenger RNA from Eimeria maxima, 789 nucleotides. Its product is annotated as exosome complex exonuclease, putative. The record is from RefSeq and is a predicted model, not a curated record. Gene Ontology annotation, cellular component: cytoplasmic exosome (RNase complex); nuclear exosome (RNase complex). The transcript is spliced from 7 exons. NCBI's taxonomy places the organism in Eukaryota, Apicomplexa, Conoidasida, Eucoccidiorida, Eimeriidae. The coding region runs from base 1 to 789 and encodes 262 amino acids. Gene Ontology annotation, biological process: nuclear polyadenylation-dependent rRNA catabolic process; TRAMP-dependent tRNA surveillance pathway; U5 snRNA 3'-end processing.
AUGGAGUUGGAUGAGGGGCCCCUCAUGGGGCCAGGUUUGGGGCCCCCAGGAGCCUCCAGGGACACCCCCUCUCCUCAUCCUACGGGGUUUUACUCUCAGUUCUUCUCCUCUUUUCAAGGGAACAUCAGCCGCGCUGAGACGACUUUCAUCAGAGACGGAGCAGCUUGUGGGGUCAGAGCAGAUGGCAGAGGAAGAGCUGAGUUAAGACCCCGAGUGCUGGCUGUGGAUCUGCUGCCGUUUAGCUGCAGCAGUGCGGCCAUUCAGACGGAGGAAAAUACCGUCAUUGCCACUGUAGAUGCGGAUUUGAUAUUGCCAGGAGGGGGGGGCACCAACGAACCGUACACUGUGUCUGUGGGCUGCGGAGCUGCGGAACAGGAAUUGGCUGAGGUCACAGGGGGCGAUGGGGGGUCGUUGUCAAGUCUUCUGCAGGCCAUGCUAGAACAGCUGCUGCUGCCUCAUCUCAAGCCUCUCAAAGAUACUGACGGAGGUCUAGACUGGAGAAUUUCCAUAGAUGUGAUUGUCCUUAAAGCGGGAGGCUGUCUCCUGGACGCUGUCAGCAUGGCCAUAUGGGGAGCGCUGAAGUCCCUAAAACUUCCAAGUGUAUUUGUAGAAGAAGCAGAGGAGAAGGAUCAGGGGCUCGCGCAUACGGAGUACAAAGUCUCGUGCGAUGAACGAAUAUCAGCGGGAAAGCCAUUUCCCAUAGAGACGGUCCCCAUCCUUAUGACGGCGGCCCAGUCUGAAGUUGCUGCUUCUGUUGAGCGGGCACAGAGCCGCUACAACCAGCCAUAG